Messenger RNA from Rhincodon typus (whale shark), 522 nucleotides. Its product is annotated as scavenger receptor class B member 1-like. The annotation marks the transcript as partial. The transcript has 4 exons. The record is from RefSeq and is a predicted model, not a curated record. Gene Ontology annotation, biological process: plasma lipoprotein particle clearance; cholesterol import; recognition of apoptotic cell. Lineage: Eukaryota; Metazoa; Chordata; Chondrichthyes; Orectolobiformes; Rhincodontidae. Gene Ontology annotation, molecular function: scavenger receptor activity; low-density lipoprotein particle binding; lipid binding. Gene Ontology annotation, cellular component: cytoplasm; caveola.
AUGAAAAAUUAUCAGAAAGUUCAGAUUGAUCCUGAUAAUGGCCUGGCCUACACCAUGUGGCAAGACAUUCCUGUACCAUUUUACAUGUCGCUGUACUACUUUGAGGUUAAAAAUCCUCAAGAAAUUCUGCGUGGUGAGAAACCAGUUCUUGAGCAGCGUGGGCCUUAUGUUUACAGAGAGUACAGACAGAAAAGCAACAUAACAUUUCACAGUAAUUACACUGUCUCAUACCGAGAAUAUCGGCGUUACCAUUUCUGUCCUGAGCGGUCAGCUGGGAAUGAGAGUGAUGAACUGGUCUUGCCCAAUAUGCUUGCUCUGGGUGCAGCUUUAAUGGUUGAAGAUUUGCCUUAUGCUUUGAAACUCAUCUUCAGCACUGCCUUGAAGACAUUUAGUGAAACUCCAUUUAUUAAGAAAUCUGUGAAGGAGAUAAUGUGGGGAUAUGAUGAUCCACUUGUUGAUUUUCUUAAUCGAGUUUUUCCAGGCACUAUCCCAUUUAAAGGAAAAUUUGGUUUGUUUGCUGAA